Molecule: messenger RNA, 652 nt
Organism: Musa acuminata subsp. malaccensis (wild Malaysian banana)
Lineage: Eukaryota; Viridiplantae; Streptophyta; Magnoliopsida; Zingiberales; Musaceae
Product: 15.4 kDa class V heat shock protein
Biological process (GO): response to hydrogen peroxide; protein folding; protein complex oligomerization
Source: RefSeq, a predicted model, not a curated record
CUCCCAGUGGGGCGAGCUCUGGCUAUUAGUACCGCCCAAGAGUCACAGACGGCUAUCCGUAGCCCACCCAAUCGCUUCCUCUUCCUUACAAAUACUCCUCACGUUGGCUCCUGCUAUUACCAUCAUCGAGAUGGAACUCUACUACCCGAUCCAGUCCUCGUGGCCCCUCUUCCCCGCUCCUCACUUUUUCUCGUCAUCGGACUCCGCCACUCCGCAAAACUAUGUGCACUGGACGGAAACGCCCGAGUCCCAUCGCUUCAGUGCAGACUUGCCAGGGGUGAGGAAGGAAGAGAUCAGGGUGGAGGUGGAAGACUCGCGGUACAUGGUGAUCAGGACGGAGCGGCGGGACGACGACGGCCUCGGCGAGCCGGCGCAGAGGGAGAGGAGGGGAUUCGUCAGGAAGUUCCGGUUGCCAGAGACGGUGGACAUCGACGGGAUCACGGCGGCGUACGAGGAUGGCGUCCUGACGGUCACCGUCCCCAGAUUGGUGAGUCGCCGGAGGCUCCAGCUCGAUCUCGAGGAUUUGGCAGAUGCGAGCCAUGCCGUGGCCCGCGCCGCUUGAGAACGUAUUAAGCAUAUGAUUUGAUCCGCGUCGCGACUGUCGUUCGAUGAAAUGUCUGCGACGGUUAAUAGCUUUAGGUAGCGCUCUAAU